This is a messenger RNA of Myxocyprinus asiaticus (Chinese sucker), 7046 nucleotides long. RefSeq names its product furin (paired basic amino acid cleaving enzyme) a (gene furina). Gene Ontology annotation, cellular component: Golgi membrane; trans-Golgi network. NCBI's taxonomy places the organism in Eukaryota, Metazoa, Chordata, Actinopteri, Cypriniformes, Catostomidae. The coding region runs from base 637 to 3066 and encodes 809 amino acids. Gene Ontology annotation, biological process: peptide hormone processing. The transcript has 16 exons. The record is from RefSeq and is a predicted model, not a curated record. Gene Ontology annotation, molecular function: serine-type endopeptidase activity.
CGUCUAUCUAGUCCAGUCCGUAGAGGGAGGUGUAUUUUUAUAUGCUAUUGAUUUACGUGAUUCUGCCGUAUUCAAACGUUCUGGCAUGCGUUCGUAACUAUGUUGACAUUUUGGUCCAAAGGUGGCUCUGACGAAGCGGCUCUCAGUGAUGCCUCAGCGUCGCGUUACGUGAGACAACGCGAGCAAACGGACCGCAAAGUUUCCCUGUUGUACAGUAGAUGAGUGUGUGUUGAGUGUGGACUUUAGAAGUCGCUUGUCAGAGACAGCUCAGUAUAUCGGGACGCUUCAGUCUGUGUAGUCUGACUGUCCUCUUCACUCUAAACGGUGUCUUGAGUUUACUGUUGUUUUUGGGAAUAUUUGUGCCGUUUGGAUUGAGUCAGUCGCACGCAGAGUUUUCAUCCUGUCCCUGGAAAGGUUUUAGUGGACGUACCUUGUGUCCAGGGAAACGGGAGAGUUUACAACACGGGUGCGGUUGAGGUGAUUCCUAAACCGUUUUGAGUUAAUCUCUCCUUCUCGGAUCCCUCUCUCUACAUGUGCCCAAAGCAGUGCAGAUAUUGCAGUGGGCCGCUGUGCUGACGGACUUGGUAUCAUUACUGAGCAAUAGAACUCCUGCCUUGGUUUGUUCCAUAGUCUCUGAUGGAUCUCAGGCUUGUCUCAUUGACGCUCAGUACACUACUGAUUCUUGUGACCUCUGGGCCACAACCGUCUAUUGGGCAGAAGAUUUACACCAACACAUGGGCCGUCCACAUCACAGGCGGGGCGCAGGAAGCUAACCGGAUUGCCAGGAAGCAUGGCUUUGUAAACCACGGGAAUAUAUUUGGAGAUUACUAUCACUUCCGGCACCAUGCGGUGGUGAAGAGGUCUUUAUCAGAGCACAGAGAAACGCAUGUUCGUCUGCAUACUGAACCCCAGGUAAUGUGGGCCGAACAGCAGGUGGUGAAACAAAGGAAGAAGAGGGACAUUUACAAUGAGCAAGCCGAUCCAAAGUUUGCACAGCAGUGGUAUUUGUACAAUGAAGAGCAUCGUGACCUCAACGUGAAAGAAGCGUGGAAGCAGGGCGUGACUGGACAAGGUGUCGUUGUGUCCAUAUUGGAUGAUGGGAUUGAAAAAAACCACCCAGACCUAAUUCAGAACUAUGAUCCAGAUGCUAGCUAUGACGUAAACGAUGGCGAUCCAGACCCUCAACCAAGAUAUACCCAACUCAAUGAUAACAGACAUGGGACACGCUGUGCUGGAGAGGUUGCUGCUGUUGCCAACAAUGGCAUCUGUGGUGUCGGGGUUGCCUACAAUGCCAAGAUCGGAGGUGUGCGAAUGUUGGAUGGAGAAGUCACUGAUGUGGUGGAAGCUCAGUCUCUCAGUCUCAACCCACAGCAUAUCGAUGUCUACAGCGCCAGCUGGGGACCUGAAGACGACGGCAAAACAGUGGAUGGACCCGCAAAGUUGGCCAAAGAGGCUUUCCAACAUGGUGUGACAGAGGGCCGUGGAGGACGGGGCUCCAUCUUCGUGUGGGCUUCAGGGAAUGGCGGACGAGAGAAGGACAGCUGUAACUGCGACGGCUACACCAACAGCAUCUACACGCUGUCUAUCAGCAGCAGUACGCAAAACGGCAAUGUGCCCUGGUACAGCGAGGCCUGUUCCUCCACCCUCGCCACAACCUACAGCAGUGGAGGUCUCAAUGAAAAACAGAUUAUCACUACAGACCUCAGGCAAAAGUGCACAGACUCCCACACAGGCACCUCUGCCUCAGCCCCUCUGGCAGCAGGAAUUAUCGCCCUGGCCCUGGAGGCAAAUAAAAACCUUACCUGGAGAGACAUGCAGCAUCUGGUCGUGAGGACGUCCAACCCUGCCCACCUCACCACCAAUGACUGGAAGACAAAUGGAGUGGGUCGCCGAGUAAGCCAUUCAUAUGGAUAUGGUCUGUUGGACGCUGGGGCCAUUGUGGCUCUGGCAAAGAACUGGACAAACGUUGGACCUCAGCAGAAGUGUGUCCUCUCCCUGGUGUCUGAGCCGAGGAAUAUAGGUAGUCGUUUGGUGAUUGCCAAGAGUGUGGAUGCGUGUGCCGGGACACUUAACUUUGUGAGCUCAUUAGAGCAUGCCCAAGCCCAGCUCACCCUGUCCUACAACCGCAGAGGAAAUCUGGCCAUCUACUUGAUCAGCCCACAGGGCACCCGUUCCACAUUGCUUGCACCCAGACCUCACGAUUACUCCUCUGAGGGCUUUAAUGACUGGGCAUUCAUGACAACCCACUCCUGGGAUGAGGACCCUCGUGGAGAAUGGACACUGGAGAUCGAGAAUGUGGCUGGAACCAGCGACUAUGGUACUCUGACUCAGUUCACGUUGGUUCUCUAUGGCACAGCCUCAAGUUUAUCUGGACCCUCCACCCCAGACUCCAGCCAGACCGCGGACAGCAGCUGCAAAACCUACGACCUCAAUCAGAUAUGUACUGAGUGUAACCCAGGGUUCUACUUGUACCAGAAGGGCUGCGUGCGAGACUGUCCAGCCGGUUUCACCCCAGGCACCCGUUCCACCUUCCCUUCCAACAACGAGGUGUUGCCUGUCCCACACCCCACCUGCCUGCCCUGCCAUGCCGUCUGCCUCACCUGCAGAGCUACAGGACCUCAGGACUGCCUCUCCUGCCCCCCUCACAGCCACCUGGACUCUGUCACCGGCACCUGUCUGCACCAGAACCAGAUCCAGCGAGAGUCUCCGGACGGCGGAUUGUUUCAGUCGCAAGAUGACGGCUCGUCCAGGAACCUCCACCGAGACCUCUCCUCUCACCUGCCUGUUACCGUGGCAGUACUCAGCUGUGCCUUCAUCAUGGCUACGUUUGUGGGCGUGUUUGGCUUGCUGCAGCUACGCACUCGCAACCAGAACAAACUGCACUCUGCAGAGGCGGAGCCAGGCUCCGGCUUACUGCUGGGGUUUGGCUUAAACCGCACUGCAGUCGCCUACAAGGGCAUCCCCAGCGUUUGGCGGGAGGACGAGGCCAACUCGGAGUCCGAGAACGAGGACUUUGAUAUCCACAACGAGAGGACUGCCUUCAUUAAAACACAAAGUGCUCUUUAACCCCUUCUCGCCCACGUCCUCCCCUCUCUAGUCUCUACUGCACUGUUGUCUCUUUUCGUGGCCACUGGUGUGUUUUUCUUAUGGGGUUCGUCUGAACAUCUCACUUUCUCAGUUCCCCCGUUUCUAUCUUGAGGGUUUUCUGUUCGUUUUUUUUCCACUUCUUUCAGUUAUGAACCAUGAUUCACCUGGGUGGUUGACCUCUUGGUGCCUCUACGUGGAAAGCUUCUUAUCACAAGUGAUGAGUUUGAGUCGAUUGUCGCAGUUUAUAAGCAGGGCUGUUCCUGUGAAACUACAAUAAACACCUGAUUAUUGUUUAUUCUCUUCCCCUUUUGUGUUAGUUUCUCCCCGAAUGCCUAGUGAGAUUUUAAGAAACAAGGAGUGAAAUGUUUGCAUGUGAGAAACACAGAUUUUCUUAGAUUGAGUGAAACUACAUUUAUAUGAAGUCAGUCCAUGUGGCAGCAAUUUAACGUGCGGUCGGAUUCACUCGCUUUGCAGGGAGCCUUUUAGAAGAACAUAUCACUAUUUUUACAUGUUUAGGAUCUGGAGAGGAGGCCGUGUUGUUGUACAUACACUCAUUUUUAGAGCUCCCUUCUCCCUCUAGAGCAUCUACAUUGCUGAAUUCAUGCUUUUUUGUCAUUCUGCUGACAGUUCAAGGAAUAGUUCAACCCAAAAUUAAAAUUGUCAUUUGCUCACCCUCAUGUCGUUCCACACCCUUAUGAUUUUCUUUCAUCUAUAGAACACAAAAGAUUAUAUAUUGCAGAAUGUUCACUGUGCUCUUUUCCAUAAUGGGUAUUGUGUCUGUCUAGCUCCAAGUGAUUAAAAAACACCAUAAAAGUAUCAGAAUAGUCCAUACAACUCAUGCACUUCUGAAGCCAUACGCUAGUUUUGUAUGAGGAACAGAAUUAAACUGAAAUAGUUAUGCACACUCCUCCUCAAACUUAGCUCUCAAAUCUCCUUCAAUUCCAAUGUGGCGCAUAAAGACAUGCCACGGCAGGUUUGUCGUCAGUGAAGAUGCCAAAACCAAUGCCGUUUGACAUCUUGUUGUCAAACACGUCAUAUUUGAAUAGAACAAAAAGCAUUAAUGAGAUUUGAGUGCGACAGAGGGAUUUUCAGCGAAGAACAAUAUCGGUACAUUCUUAACACAAAGCUGUCGAACAGCUUCGGGGCACUUGGAAUAUCUGUAGCGCAUAAGUCAUUCAGACUACUUUUUUGGUACUUUUAUGGUAUGUUUACCCUAGUAAAACAGUAAGCAAAAGCAUGCACAUCAAGUGCCGAAAGUGCUCAGUGUAGGUACUCGAAAAGGGGAAAACAGCUUCAAAAGAAAAAGUUGGCUCAAAACAUCACUAAUGUGGCAACAUAUUAAAUUUCUGUUUUUGGACCUGUGGUGAAACUACUUUUUCAUUUGAAGACGUUUUGCUUAGUAGCCUAUAUACAUUUCUUAAAGUAUCCACCUUUUUCCUGAAUGUGGACGUGUUCCACGAUUUGCCUGUUUUCAAUUUCCGGUUUCCAGUGUUUUCACCCGCAGAGGCGUAUAUUCUUAGUUCUUAGUGGGUAAAGUAUUACAUUUGUAGAAAUUGUCAAAGAAAUAUGUGCCUCUAUAGUGCCGAUACUUCAGAGUCGAGCUGACCGUUUUUUUGUUUUGUUUGUUUUUUUUACACUGCCUCACCAGAGUAUUUAGACGACAUGAAGCGAUGGUCCGAGGUUAGUUACAUUGAUAUCAUUAACUACUUCGAGUUUUUAUGACAGCCAGCAACUGCUCAAGUUGAGCGUGAAAUUCAUUUUUACUCCAAAUAACACUUAAAUGGUUGUUGUUCUGUGUCUGGAUUGCUCAUUUCGGUUAGUUUUACAUUGCGUCUUGAGACCAGAAACAGAAAACAGGCAAUUAGAAUCAUCAUGGUGCCGUCCAGUGUUUACUCAGGAAAACGGUGUUCAACAGAAGAAGGUCGUCUGGGUUUGGUAUGACAUGAUGGCUGAACUAGUCCCUUAAAACUGCAGUAACCUUGAGCUCUCUCUUUGACUUUAUGUAGGGGAGAUAUGAUGCUAUGAUCUCUGCCAGCCUCUCCGAGCCAGCUCAGCAACGUUGAACUCUUCUGUAAUUCUGUUCUCCAAUUAUGGAUUUAAAACACUAGACAAGAUCCCUGCCAAUGGCCCAUCGUAAAAAGGACUUGGCUUCCUUUUUGAUGUUUGUAGUGAUUAUCCAUUUAUUAAAUCUAGAGAUGUUGGAGGUUUUCUUCUGCACAGUAUGGGUGUCUUUUAUAAAGGAAAGUAAUCAGAGAAAGGCUCAAAUGACCUCUCUCCAAGAGCAGCUAUUGGAUAAAAGUGAAUUUAUAAAGGGUUGACUUUUUCUUUUUUGACUGCUAAACAGUCAUUCCAUCAGGUCAUUUUGUUUUUUUACUACGGUUUAUAAUUAGUAGUAUGCUUGGCCCUGUCAGCUCAUCAGUGACCUGAAUAUAGUACUGUUAUUUUUCUAUUCUGAAUCGCAUAUUCAUGAUCUACAUAUUGCUCUCAUGCAGUAACUUUAAUAAGUGACAAUUGAAAAAGAUGUGAUACAUUGAAUGUUUGCAAUGGAGACCCAAAGAAGGUGUAUGUAUACAUGCACAUACGGUUGGUUAUGUGAUGUUCUCAGCUGAUAUGUGAAGUCUGACUUCCUUUUUCAUAUCAUUAAAAUAGUUUGCAUUAUUAGGUGGUCAGCCUUUCAAAAAAAUGUUUGCAAACAAAUCUUCUCAUAGCUGCACACAACAAGAGACAAAACUGUGGCCAGUCAUAAAACACUCACAAACUACUACUAUUUGCAGCCUUGUAAAACUUUAGCACACUGUAAUUCAUGUAGGGCAACCAAGUUGAAGCAUCUGCACAGCUCAUUUACUUUAUUUCAAGAUGUGCUUGCUCUUCAUCUAUGCCCUUUUGCAGUGCAAGGGCUGUAGACAAACAGAACAUAUCUAUUUACAUCACCCUGGAGUUUAAGGGACAUUAAAAAUCUUGAGACUUUACAAAAGUGUUUUGUGGGUCUGGUACUCCCUUGUUCCUAAAUUAUAGUUUAAGACAGAUUUUAGGGUUUAAAACAUGUUAGAUUUACCCACAAGGUUCUCCAUCCCUCCCUCUCUUCUAGAGGUUAUCUAGAGUCAAAACGUUUGACUGAAUAUUUCUUACUAAAAAUAAAUAAAAAUUGCACCACUUUUUGGAUUAAAGUCAUUGAACUGAAUGGCAAAAACUGGCCCAAUCUCCAUAUAUAGUAUAUAGUUAUAUAACUAUAUAUACAUUGGACAUUUUGUUGAAUCUGCAUGUCUUGGAAGGUCUUCCUCUUCCGUUGUUUGCGAUGUUUUUAGCAAAACUGUAAUCUUGAUCACAGCUAUAUUACGCCCAUACAGUGCUGAUUUGGUAUUACGGCUGUCUUUUGAAGAGCUUCAACAUUUGCAAAGGCAUGACCAAAGACCACAUAAUAAAAAUAUGCUUGGCCUAGAGUGAUAACAUAAUCAUUAAAACACUCACUGAGUAAAAUAUUUAAUAAAGUUUGGUUUUUAUCUUUCGCUUUUAUUUUGAGCUUUGUUGCAGUUUUACAUUGGGUUACUGUGUGGUUUUGGCCAUUUUUAUUUUUUUGAAGGGGCUGGUGAAUCUCUGACACUUUAAGUAAAAGUGAUUGUGGUCAAAGCACUGGUGUGAUGGCAACAGUUUUUAUGCAGUAUGGUUUCACCUUGUUGCAGUGAUUCCGCUGCGCUUUAUGGGCUUGAAUGUCUACUUUUGUUUGUGUUCAGGCUUAGCAGAACCUCCCUAAACCUUUUGGUCAUAGGAUUUUAUCAUCACCAUCAACUACAUAUAUAAAAAAAAUAAGGCCUAUUUUUGUACAAUAUAAAGUGCAUUGUCAUUUACAUGUAAUUUCAAGAUUAUUUUGCUCUGUUUUUCUUUCUUCUUCUUUUUAUUUAAUUGAUGUCAAUAUGCGAAUUAUAGAUUAUACAAAAAAUAAAGAUCUAUGCAAACUUCAA